This is a messenger RNA of Selaginella moellendorffii, 1156 nucleotides long. Its product is annotated as cytochrome c-type biogenesis ccda-like chloroplastic protein. NCBI's taxonomy places the organism in Eukaryota, Viridiplantae, Streptophyta, Lycopodiopsida, Selaginellales, Selaginellaceae. Bases 36 to 1061 code for a protein of 341 amino acids. The transcript has 9 exons. Gene Ontology annotation, cellular component: membrane. The record is from RefSeq and is a predicted model, not a curated record. Gene Ontology annotation, biological process: cytochrome complex assembly.
UAUCAUACAAGUUAAAAGCGAGAUUCAUAUUGGCUAUGGCUGCUCAAGCUUGUACCGGCUCUCAGCUUGGAGCUCUUUUGAGAAAGCGAAGCUGCGUUGGAAAGCCAUGGGAAGGAAAUCGAAUCAACACGAGGCGCCGUGGUGUGGCUUGUGCUGCGGUGGGUUGUAGCGAUUUGAUCCAAUUGGCUCCAGCGCUGGUAGCCGACGCAUCGUCCUGGAGUGCUGGGGAUUGGCUCAGUGGUUUGCUCUUCAACGCGGGCCAGGACGCAAACAGUGCGGUGCAAGGGGAACUAUCGGCCCUCUCUCUUGCCAGCGUCGCAACCAUCUUUGGAGCGGGUCUUGUGACGAGCCUCUCGCCAUGCACGCUCAGCGUUCUGCCAUUGACGCUCGGCUACAUUGGUAACUUUCGUGAGUUUCUUGACAAGAAAAAUUGGUUUUUUUUUUCUUUCUCUAUCACUACUCUAGGAUCAUCGGGGUCAGGGAAGAGUCAGGCGCAGAUCGCGGUGGAUGCUUUUGCAUUCUCGAUGGGAUUGGCGACAACGCUCGCGGUGCUGGGGAUCGUGGCAUCGCUCGCUGGAAAAGCUUACGGGCAGAUCGGGCAAGGCCUUCCAAUCGGUGUCUCCUGCUUGGCCAUGCUUAUGGGACUCAACCUUCUCGAGAUUAUUGAGCUGCAACUCCCAUCGUUCUUCGGAAACUUCGAUCCUCGCUCUGCUGCUGCCAAUCUUCCCACAAGUGUUCAGGCCUAUCUAGCCGGUUUAACGUUUGCUCUCGCGGCCUCUCCGUGCAGCACACCUGUUCUUGCGACUCUACUCGGCUAUGUCGCAGCUUCCCAGGACCCGGUGACUGGUGGUGCAUUGCUGCUUGUCUAUACAAGCGGCUAUGUCUCACCACUGCUACUCGCAGCAUCGUUUGCUGGUGCUCUUCAGCAACUUUUAGCGCUUCGGAAGUUUUCUGCAUGGAUCAAUCCUACCAGUGGAGCCUUGCUUCUGGGAGGAGGGCUGUAUACGUUUCUCGACAAAACAUUUCCAUCAUCAUCUAUGUCCUCAAUGAUGAUGAUGUAGCUUUUCUAUGGAAAAGAGAUAGAUCAUUUAAAAUUAAUGUUAAUGCUGGAACAAACCAUUAUAGCCAAUAAGAUUCCGCCACGGUCUUAAAGUUC